AUGGAUUCGGCCCCCGCGAAGCGACGGAAACUCGACCAUGCUCCGGACGGCGCCGAGCUGGCCCUAGAGUCGGCCGCGUCGACAGGCGUGUCUCGGUCGAGGGCCUUUGUCCUCGAAGCCGAGGAGCUGCUCGACUCCGUGCGCCUGGACUACGCAACGGCUCUAGAAGGUGCCGAUGGCCUUUUGCAUCGUACCAAGAAUGCAAUUGAGGCGAUAAAACCCCAUGAUGCGCUGCCGAUCGUCCAAGCCGCGUCCAAACUCGAAAAGAGGCAUAAAAUCAAGGUGCCCUUCCCGAACCCGCCGCCGCCAGAGAACUCCAACUACAAGGUCGCCUUCGCCAAGCCGUCCCAGUUUAAUGUCGUCGGCAGCUAUGUCUCCAAGACCAUGGUCAAGACCCAAAAGGGCCAUGGUGUGGACAUGGUCAUCGUCUUGCCCGAGGAGAUUUUACAAGAGAAGGACUACCUCGACCUGCGCUAUUUCUACAAGCGGGCCUAUUACCUGGCCACCGUAACCGCCGCUGUCCGCAAGGAACUUGGCGGUGAUGCCCAGCUGUCCUACGAGCACCUCAAUGGCAACCCUCUUUGCCCAAUCCUGGCGAUCCAGCCGACCAGCACUGAAGCGGAGGGGACGACAAAGACGGACAAGAAAGGGGUUUUGGACUUCAGGAUACGAAUUCUCCCGAGCGCGCCCGAUGGCUUUUUCCCCAAGUCCAAGCUCCAUUUGGGAGCUAGCCUAGUACGCAAGGGGGCAGACGAUGACUCAACAGCCACCGGGGAACCUACCACGUUCUACAACUCCACGCUGGUCGCUGAGGGUGCAUUUUUCCCGUACCUCAAGUUCCUGCGUCAAGCGGAGAAGAAGUGCGGCGGUUUCAGAAAUGCUUGUAUCUUGGGUCGCCUUUGGUUGCAACAGCGGGGUUUUGGAGGAGAUAUAUCGCAAGGCGGGUUUGGCCACUUCGAGUGGGCUGUUCUCCUCGCGCUCCUCCUCCAGGGCGGUGGAAGCAAAGGGGGUGCCGCCCUCUCUUCUUCGCUCAGCAGUACCCAGCUUUUCAAGGCUCUCAUCCAAUUUCUUUCGGUGACAAAUUUCGCAGAAAAGUCGUGCGUAUUAGGUGCUGGGAAUCCAGAUCUGGAGAGCUACGUUGAGUCGACUCCCAUUCUGUACGACUCGGCAAGGCAGUUGAAUAUCGCCUUCAAAAUGGGGCCUUGGUCGGCAGCUCUACUGCACCAACACGCCAAAUGGACACGCAGUUUGUUAGCGAAUCCCACCGCUGAUCAGUUCAGCCCGACUUUCAUUUUCAAGGCCGACGUCCCCUCGCUUAGUUUUGACCUUAUUGCCAAGCUCGAUAUCGAUUCCGUGUCCACGACGACAGGGGCGGACUACCGUGGGUUCACAUGGCAAGUCGGUCAGAAGGUGUAUCGGACGCUACGGAGAGCGCUGGUUGAUGAGGAGAUGGGGCAGAGGGCUCGCUUGAUUCACAUCCAGCCGCCGUCUUCUGGGACAUGGAGUCUUACGGAGGAGUCAGAUGCAGGGACUAGAGCACCUAUCGAAAUUGGUAUUCUCUUUGACCCAACUAACAUGGCACGAACUGUUGACCGCGGCCCAUCUGCUGGGCCGAGUGCAGAGGAAAAGGCCGAAUGCGAGGAGUUCCGGAGGUUUUGGGGGGACAAGUCAGAACUUCGACGUUUCGAGCGCGACACCAUCCGAGAGACGCUGAUCUGGGCCUCGACGACACCCUUCGGUCUCUGCGAGGAGAUCAUGCGGUACAUCAUCGGUCGUCAUCUCCGCAUCGGUCAACUCGAUGACGAAUUAACCGUCUAUGGCGACGCACUUCCUUCCAUCUUGGCCCUAAAACCCGCCGAUACUACGCUGUUCAAUGCUGCAAAGAACGCUUUUGGCACCUUCGAGCGCGACAUCAGGGGCCUGGAGGAGCUACCACUCCGUGUAAGACAGAUAGCGCCCAUCUGCCCCGAGCUCCGCCACGCGUCCAUCAAACCCCCAACCUUUGGGUCGUCUAAGUCGGGCCCACAGCCACUCGAGUGCGUGAUAUCAUUUGAGGCAUCUGGCAAGUGGCCCGAAAGCCUCGCCGCCAUUCAGCGAACCAAGAUCGCUUUCCUCCAAAUGAUCGGCAGCCUGCUGAAAACCAACAAGCCGGACGAGAUCAAGACGCAUAUUGGGCUCGAGGACGCCCAGCACGAAACUGAAAACCUGGCCUUCCUCGAUGUGAUAUACGAGACUGGUCCUGCGUUUCGGCUGCGAGUCCAUAGUGAUCUGGAAGAGAUAUUACUAGAACGUCAAGUCAAGGACAAGGCCGCAGAGCAGUACCUCCGACAGCGCGCUACCACUCUCCUGGCCACCUUCCGGCGGUUGUAUUCCAACCUGCCACUGCACAACCAGUACAUCACCACCUGCACCACCCGGUUCCCGGCGCUGUCCCCGACGACCCGCCUAAUCAAGCACUGGUUCAACGCCCAUAAACUCUCAUACCACUUCACCCAAGAAUUCAUGGAGCUAGCCACCCUACACGUCUUCCUCUCGCCUCACCCCUGGGACGCCCCAACAAGCCCCAGCACCGGCUUCAUCCGGACCCUCCUCUUCCUUUCCCACUGGGACUGGCGCUCAGAGCCUCUCGUUCUCGACACCAGCGGCGAGAUGCCCAACUCCGAACGGACCGCCAUCGCAACCCGGCUCGAAGCAUGGCGCAAAAUCGACCCCAACAUGAACCACACGGUCCUCUUCGUCGCCACCGCCCAGGAACCCAGCGGAACCGCCUGGACCACCCUCAACGGCCAAGCGAAGCCUUCGAAGGUCGUCGCGGCGCGCAUGUCCUCCCUCGCCAAGAGCGCAUCCCGCUUGAUCCGCGACGCGGGGCUUGAACUCGACUACCGCCGGCUCUUCGUCCCCUCGCUCAAAGAUUACGACGCCCUCAUCCACCUCAACCCCAAAGCUCUCAAGUCCAUGCUCAAAACCUACUCCACCAUCCACCCCGAAGACGACGAUAACGAAGAAAACGACCCCAACCGCCGGGCUACCAAGUUCAAAAACCUCGACGUGCACACCGGCCUGGACCCACUGCCCCUCGCCCAGCACCCAGCCGACCUGUUCCUGGAACACCUCAGCACAGCUUACAGCGGGCCGCUGGUGUUUUUCCGCGGGGGUGCGGACGACACGACGAUUGGGGCGAUUUGGAACCCGCAGGUGCAGAGGCGGGCGUUUAGGAUUAAUUUGCUGGGGUCGUAUAAACCGGCUGCGGGGAAGCAGAGGAAUCGUGUCAAGGGGGGUGAGGAUGAGGAUGGUGACGACCAGGAAGGGGAGUCGGAGUUGGUGGAUAUUAAUAAGGAGGGGAUUUUGGCGGAGAUUGCGAGGAUAGGGGCGGAUUUGGUGGAGAAGAUCGAGGUUAAGGGUGCAUGA
Molecule: messenger RNA, 3408 nt
Organism: Dichotomopilus funicola
Lineage: Eukaryota; Fungi; Ascomycota; Sordariomycetes; Sordariales; Chaetomiaceae
Product: Nrap protein
Exons: 2
Coding region: 1-3408 (1135 amino acids)
Biological process (GO): rRNA processing; tRNA export from nucleus
Cellular component (GO): small-subunit processome; CURI complex; UTP-C complex
Source: RefSeq, a predicted model, not a curated record